Bacillus rossius redtenbacheri is the source of this 3408-nucleotide messenger RNA. It is a transcript of the gene Rab35, whose product is annotated as ras-related protein Rab-35. Gene Ontology annotation, molecular function: GTP binding; GTPase activity. Lineage: Eukaryota; Metazoa; Arthropoda; Insecta; Phasmatodea; Bacillidae. The record is from RefSeq and is a predicted model, not a curated record. Gene Ontology annotation, biological process: endocytic recycling. The transcript has 6 exons. Gene Ontology annotation, cellular component: plasma membrane; endosome membrane. Bases 329 to 931 code for a protein of 200 amino acids.
GUAAUAGACGUGAGUAAUUUUUGUGUAUCUUGUUGGAAGGUACAUUGUGAUGAGAUUCGAAUGAAAUGUACUGCUGUUUAAUUUCAAAGUUCAGUUGCAUUAAACAUGAAGUUAAAUUGAGAAGUUUGUCACCAUUAGAUUAGAUGCUACAAAAUUUUCGGAAUAAGAAGUGAAACGUAACGCCUUAAAAUUAUUACUGUGAUUUCCAUUCAAAUGCUUUGCGUGUGGUUUUUUGGUUUAAGCGUGCAUAUUCUAGUGGGUGUGCUUCUUUAGAAAUAAAUUGUGAGUAAAUUUGCGUGACUUUAGUGUAUUGAGCGGAACAAGUACAAUGGCGAGGGAAUACGAUCACUUAUUUAAACUGUUGAUAAUAGGUGACAGUGGUGUUGGAAAGAGCUCUCUAUUACUUCGUUUCGCAGAUAAUACAUUUUCUGGAAGUUAUAUCACUACUAUUGGAGUUGAUUUCAAGAUACGUACAGUUGAUGUUGAUGGAGAACGAGUUAAACUGCAGAUAUGGGAUACUGCUGGACAAGAGAGGUUUCGAACGAUAACUUCAACGUAUUACCGUGGAACUCAUGGCGUUAUUGUUGUGUAUGAUGUAACCAGUGGUGAAUCCUUUGCGAAUGUGAAGCGGUGGCUUCAUGAAAUAGAACAAAACUGUGAUGUUGUCAAUAGGAUAUUAGUGGGUAACAAAAACGAUGCACCAGACAGGAAAGUUGUUUUGACAGAGGAUGCUCAGCGGUUUGCGGAACAGAUGAACAUUCAGUUAUUUGAAACUAGUGCAAAGGAUAACGUGAACGUGGAAGAGAUGUUUAUGGCAAUAACUAGACAAGUUCUACGAACAAAGAAGGAACGCAAAGAGCGGCAAGCCAUUCAAAAUAACGAUGUAGUCAAUCUUCGAAAGCCUAAACAGAGUAGAAGAAAAUGCUGUUAACAUUUGUUUCAGUAGCAACAUUCUAAUGAAGGUGCUGCAGUAUUUAAUAUACUGUCUAACCAGAUGAUAAAUAAACACGAAGAAAUUUUUACAAAUGAAGUUGCAUGUGUAAAGUUUCAAAGUGGAACGAAAAAUAUCAACAGUUUGGUGUUCCAGUGUAAACAAUAACAACCAUUUCAAUUAGUAGUAGAUAGUGAAACAAUCUGUAAAAUGAGAACUUGAAAUGGAAAUGAAAGUAAAUUGUGUCACCAAGAAAGAUAUAGGUUCCUAUAAAAUAUGUAUUUGACUGCAACUUUUGUAAUGUAUAUAAAAUGUAGCUGUGCACCAUAUUGUUAAAACAAAACAAGUUUUUUUAUGCUUAAGUUUUGUUAUGAAUAGCAAAUGUUUUUGCAUUUGUGUUAUAUUCUUUAUUCUUCUUCAGUUUAUUACUGGAGUUAAAAUGCAGUUAUUGGAAUAGAACUUGCAUUACUUGUAUGAAAAUAAUGUUGUGCUUAUGUAAAGAUGAUGGAUAAUAGCAUUUAUAAAUUUACAUCAUAGCAUUUAUUUAUUUUAAGUUCUAUAGCAUUAUUAGAUUUAUAAAUAUACAAGCAUUUCAAAAUGCAUCACUGUUUAGAAAUGUUUCCCAGAUAUAUAUAUCUAUAUUUUUUCAGUUAAUAUGAAUAAUGUGAGGCUUACAAUCAGAAUAUUCAUAUCACCUUCAAAAAAAUGAUGCGACUUAAAUUGCAGUGCUCUUCAAUGGACACAAACACAGUGUGUUGGGUCUAUUUUGUAACAUGGACCUUAAAACAUUAACCAGAAUGAAGGUUUAUUCUACUACAUGUUAGGUAGGAAACUUGUUUUUUUUUUUUAUGGGGGAGUUUUGUCACAAGGAACAUUUUGGCUGCUAGGCGCACGGUUGUUCUAUUGUACGACAUGUUUGCUUUAUUUAACUGGAAGAAUCAUGAUAAAUUACUGAUCCAAGAAAUAUGUUUACUUUAUACUUUUUAUAUGUAAGUGCUGCCAGUAUUUGAUUUAAACAUAAAGGGUUUUAAUAAUCUAGAAGUAUUAAUUGUGGUAGUCUUUAGCCUUGAUGAGCUAACUAGCGGUCUUGGAAACAGCGUUUUAUGCUCUAAAUGGUCCAAUUGUAUGACCAAGUUAGGGCGUUAAAAAAGUUAAGAAUUGGGGGUUGGAAUUAUAGUGUUUGCAUGCAACCGUGAUUAGAGAUGAGUUUUCCAGAAAAAUUAUAUUGUCUUAGAAACACACAAAUUUUAUCAACUGUUUUACACAAACAUAAAAUAAUAGAAGAGGUGAAUCAUUAGGUGUUAAAGAAAGACAAAAUUUACUAUACACAUAUGAGCAUACUCCACAGUUCAUAACCUACUAACUUUUGACUUGAUUUUUUUACCAGUACUCUAAUAUAAUAGUAAAGUGAAAUUUUACAAAUGGUAUAAAAAUUUUGUAUAGAGGAUAAGUACGUAACUCACACACAUACAAACUACAGUGUAGAAAGAUUGUACUAUUAUGUUGGUAUAUUAACUUGUUAAAUUAUGUAAAGUUAUUUUGGUAUUAAAAAAUACUAAAAUUUUCCCACUCACAUCUCUAUCUCUGAUACAUGACUCUGUAUCAGCCUAACCUUUAUCAUUAAUUUGGCACUGUUCCGAACCAGAAUAAAAUAUAAUGUACAUUACAAACUUCUGUGAAAAAUUCAGCAGAAUGAAAAUAUUUUAUUAUAUUUCAUAACGUACAGUAAAGGAGCAGAUACCAUCUACUUGUAUUACUUAAGAAAUAGGAUGACUAGAUAAGAGUGUUUUCAUUUUGUAAAUUGUGACCACAUCCCAGGAAAUGAUGUGCGGAACAUUUCAGCUUGUCCAUGUUGUAGUUAUCUUCAAGGGCGAUUAUCAACACAUGUUAAUUUAUGCUGACUGUCAUUAUUGCCGUUGUACAUGGUUAGCCAAAAUGUCUGGCACAUUAUCAUUUCCUGAGACGUGAUAUCCACCUUAAUCCAAAAAGUAAUUAUAAACUCUGGCCAUGAAAGCUUAAGAUAAAGAUUUGUAAUAUGUUACAAGCCCUAUAAGAAUGAUAUAUUGGCAGCAACCAACAGAUAAAUUUUGCCUAGAAAGAACAUUACCAGUGUCAGCGUAUCAUAUUAGUGUGCCAAACUUAUAACAUUGAUGUUCCCAACCUGUAGUAGAAUUAAUCUUACCUGAACCCACUGUAUUCCUUACACACUUUCAUUAGCAAGAUCAUAAUAGUUGUACGCACGUUAGGUAUGUAAGAUAUGUUGCACAAAAUGCUUGAAUAGAUCAUGACGCCAUCCAACCUCAUUUUUCUGCAGCAAGCCAUAUAUCGCUCACAGAAGAGAGUAUUAUUUUACUGUGUUUGUGUGUUAUUGUAGUCUGUGAUCAUGUUUUCAAAAUAAACACUAGCCUGAACAUGUGUGAAAAUGAUUCUGUCCGAAAUUUGCAUUUUGUUGGCAAUAAAUAAGUGUGCAGCAUUAA